Brassica rapa (field mustard) is the source of this 2509-nucleotide messenger RNA. RefSeq names its product squamosa promoter-binding protein-like 15. The record is from RefSeq and is a predicted model, not a curated record. Lineage: Eukaryota; Viridiplantae; Streptophyta; Magnoliopsida; Brassicales; Brassicaceae. Gene Ontology annotation, molecular function: DNA binding. Gene Ontology annotation, cellular component: nucleus.
UCAAGAACCUACUAGUUCCCUUGAAGAGUCACAUCCUUGGUUGAGUCCCAACACUCUCUGUCUCUCUCUGCCCAUAAUUAUCUUUUCUUAAUUUCUACUUUAGUAUUUGUACAAAGAGUAUAAUACUACUACUUAUAAACUAUUACUAUUGUUUGACCACGGCAAAAAAAAUACUAUUGUUUGACCAAAAAAAAAACUAUUACUAUUGUUUUUGUUGCUCUUUAUAUAGUAAUAGUACUAUCCACUAUUGUUAUAGUAUCAUUAUACUUAGACAAUCCCUAAUGGUAUAUUAUUUUGAAGAAAAAAAUGAGUUUGUGAAAUAGUAUCUCUUCAAAUUUGAAGAGAUACUAUUCACAAACUCAUUUUUUUCCCUCAAAAUGAUGCACUAUCGAAAAAGAUAUUCCCUUAAUUUUUUAUGUUUUCAUUCAAAAUAAAUAAGCUUUAUAUUUAUAAAUUAGUUCUUAACAUUUUAUAUAAUUCUGUUUUAUAUUUAAAAAGUUUCAAUAUUUAUGUUUUAUUCUUUAGAAAAAUUAUUAAUACUUUAGAAAAUAAUAUAAAAAUUUGUUUUAUAAGCAUUUUGAAAUUAAUAAUAAGUAGUAUUUUUUAGGAAAAAAUGAGGUAAACAAUUGGAGUAAAAUUCAAACUCAUUUUGAUUUUAUUUCAUUUUUAGGGAGAAAAUGAUGUAAACCAUUGGAGAUGUCUUUAGGGAUGCAACAAAAUACAAUCUAACCAUCCAUUUAUAGGUAUGUGGCCAGUUCAUAAUUUACAAACUACUACAAUAAAGGUCGAUAUUUUAACAUCAUUAGGCUAAUAUUCCUAGUUUUAAGAAAACUACAGUAUAUAUCUUAUUUUAUAUAACAAAGUGAAAAUAUACUAUUAAUUUAUUUAGUUAUAGAAUAAAUAGCUAGAGUUUUUUUUUUGAGCAACAUGAGAAUUUACAUGUUGAGUUUAUGUUCCCUGGUCUCAUUUAAGGAUAUCAUUGUGUACGUUAAAGAAAAGAAAUAUUCUCUAAUCUCUUUUGUGUUUUAUAUAAAUGUUCAUUACAACAUAACCUCAACGCUAUAAUCAGUAGCUGUCGUGGCCUAGUAACAAUCACUCUUGAUUGUCUCUUCUUUUGUCAGCUUCUCUCCUCUCUCUCCUCAUUUAAAAGAGCAACAAACAACUAAAAUUAGCAAAACCACAUUUUCUUUCACUUCUUCCCCUUCGCCCUUUCUAUUUCUAGGCUCAGCACUUACAGAAAGAGAGAUGAGCAGAAGCAUUUCUUUCUCUGCCUGAGUAAAAGAAAACAAGAACCAUUACUCAUGGAGUUACUAAUGGGUUCGGGUCAGAACCGGACUGAGACAGUUGGUUCCUCCUCCAGAGAGUCUUCUUCACUUAGUGGUGGACUCAGGAUUGGUCAGAAGAUCUACUUCGAGGAUGGAUCCGGAUCCGGCAAGGACCGGGCUAACAAGUACCGUAAGACUACUACAGGAGCUAGGUGCCAAGUGGAAGGUUGUAAAAUGGAUCUAAGCAAUGCAAAAACAUAUUACUCAAGACACAAAGUUUGUGGCAUUCACUCUAAAUCAUCUAAAGUCACUGUCUCUGGGCUUCAUCAAAGGUUUUGCCAACAAUGUAGCAGGUUUCACCAGCUUUGUGAGUUUGACUUAGAGAAAAGAAGUUGUAGAAGACGACUUGCUUGCCACAACGAAAGAAGAAGAAAGCCUCAAGCAACAAGAGCCACUCUGUUCACUUCUGGUCUCUCUAGAAUCUCUCCAUCUCUUUACGGAAGCGUUUUGGGAGACCCAUCAUGGGAUAGGAGUGUUUUCUCACAGGGAAGUUCAAGAUUUAGUAUAACAUACCCAGAGAUGGUGAAAAAUAGUAGCACAGACUCAAGCUGUGUUCUCUCUCUUCUGUCAAACUCAAACACAACUCAGCAGCAGCAACAACAACUUCAGACAUCAACCAAUGCUUACUUGAUGGACGCAGAAAGGGUUACAAUAAUGGCUAAGUCACCGCCUGUCUCAGUACAUAAUCAGUACUCGAACCAAACCUGGGAGUUCAUGUCAGGCGAAAAGAGCAACUCGCCUUGUGUGUCCUCCCCUGCUUUGAGACUGAGCCAAAUCUCUGAGCCAGAUGAUGACCUCCAGUUCCUGAUGAGCAAUGGCGCCACAAUGGGUGGAUUCGAGUUGAACCUACAGCAGCAGGUUCUGAGGCAGUACUCUUCUACUCAACAUUUUACUUGGCCUCUUUGAGACUUUCUACCAAGAGCCCUUACCAGUAGAAGGUUGCUAGUUGCUACUAAGAGUUUAUAGUCUCAAGAUCUUAUUAAAUUAAAUAUUUUUCUAUGCUACUGCUACUUAAAACCAGACAAUGAUGCCAGAUAAUGGCCUUUGAAUCUGGAUAUUAUUUAAAUGGUUUUGGCUCUUGAUUUUAAGCCAUUUGUUUUUAGUACUGAUGCUAUAUUAGUAUAAACGCAGAUUAAAACAUCAUCAUCAUUAAUAUAUAUUGUUAAUAAAAUCAGAAUUCCACA